Molecule: messenger RNA, 1355 nt
Organism: Haliotis rufescens (red abalone)
Lineage: Eukaryota; Metazoa; Mollusca; Gastropoda; Lepetellida; Haliotidae
Exons: 7
Coding region: 184-852 (222 amino acids)
Source: RefSeq, a predicted model, not a curated record
GAUGACAAUGGCGGCGACUCGCCUGUGGCCAUCUCUGCCGUGCUUGUAGGAGAAUGUAGAUCCAACAUCAGUGUAGUGAACGUCAGUGAAAACAGGCCGCCAUAUAUUUCCUGGAAGAGAUAUUUGACCUGAGUGUCGCGAGGCUUCGUCACUUUGACACACAUAGGCCACAUCAGACGGGCGAUGUCGGGGGACGAGAGGACAUGUUGUCGCUGGACGGUGACGUUGCUGCACAUCCUCACGUGCCUUGUGGCGGGAUUCUGCAUCCUCAGCGUUAUGAUAAUGCGGGGACUUGAGGCGAACUGUUUACCAUCUUUAACAGACAACGUGGGGCAUGAAGUCCACUAUGCCGACAGCGUCUUGGAGUUUUUCUGCAGCAUUGUUCUGUACGCUUGUGGUGUCGUGUCGGGGUGGAGCAUUCUGUCCUUUUUCGCCCACUGCUGCUGGGAAAACAAACUAUGUUUUGCCCUGCAAACUGUGAUAUUCGUCAUUGUCACCGUUCUCGGUCUAACUGGUUCCGCUUCAUUGACUACACAGUUCUUGUUGUGGUGUAAGAACCUGCAAACAACGUUCCCAAACGCAACCGAUUGUCAGAUGGCGGCCAAAUAUUAUGAUAAACGUUUUGCAGAGGAGAAACUCAACAUGACGAUGUACUUCAGGACAGAGAUUAUACAACAGAGUUGCACCUGGACCAUCAGUUUCCUGUGCAUGUUGCUCUCGUUCAUCUACAUCAGCCUCCUGUGUGUCUCCAGGGCCAGUAACGACAGAACACGUGUCAUCUACGUCCGCAACAGCGAGGAACAGCCUCUCAUACCACUCCCAGGAGAAAGGGACUCUGUCAGUUAUUCCUAAACAUUGCAGCCAAUUGCUUCACAGUGAUGUCUGUCAUAUAAUGACAGCCUGUCUGUGUCCCUGUUUGUUGUGAGUGUUCGUGUUACUUGUGUUUAUUAGGAGGGAUGGCAAGGUUCAGACCAUGCCAGUCACUCAGUGAAUGUUCCACAAAGGUAAUGUGCGUUAUAACGAUACAAUCUCAUUAAAAUCAGAUCCUAGUUCUCGCUAUCGCUAAACAAAGAUCUGAGGACAUCCCAUUACGGGUCACAUCAGAACGACCUUUCAUCCGACUAAUCAAAGCGUCGUUUAGCAGUUCAUGAAAGUGACAGCCGAAUGCGUUUUCUAAUCACGCAACCUCGAAAACGUUAACACCGGGUAUUCCGUAGGACAGUUACGGUCCGUACGACUGAUUCCGUCAAAAUUAUCGUCUAUCUCUGCUUACGUGGGAUAAACAUUUGAACGGAGGAGGCGUUGCACAGUACGUGGGAAGCACUGCCAUACAAUCGCAACCAUAUAUUAAACAU